This is a messenger RNA of Didymodactylos carnosus, 1204 nucleotides long. NCBI's taxonomy places the organism in Eukaryota, Metazoa, Rotifera, Eurotatoria, Philodinida, Philodinidae. The record is from the annotation of a GenBank genome assembly.
GAUUCGUCCAUUUAGAAGUUAGAGAAAAAACAGUCAUCAAAAUCCCACGCUUCAAACUGAGUGAAAAAACAGCUAUUUGAGUUUUUCCUUCUGCAAACUAUUUACCUAUGAAAUGAUUUUUACGCAGAUAGAUGCAGCUCGGCGAGCUGCAUCUUUUAGUCGGACUUGUUUUGCAGAGCAGUGCUUUCAGACUCUGAAAGAUUUCAAAAUCUCACGCUUCAUCGUCUCCACAAAGCUUUUCCUCCCCCCAAAAGACCAGAAAGUGAUAUUUAGAAUACGCCGAUAGUACGGCUCGAGAGACAAUUUAAAACUGUUGAAAACGUACAUUUCAGUUUUUUGCCUACUUCUUCUGUUUCUAGAAAAUUUUCCUUUUUCUAAGGAUAAGUCAUCAGGAAAACGGUUUUUUUGAUAUCACAUGACUCUAUCUCAGUGUUCUGACGACAUCUAGGGCUGAGAUUUUUAGAGUUGCUUGAAUAAGCCAUUAGGAACGAAAGAGAAAAAUUUUUUUGAAAUCGGUUGAGAUGAAUAGAAGUUAUAGCCCAAAUGAAGAAAAAAGUUGAUUGUAAAACGCACUUGCAAUUCACUCAUAUUCUUGUUCUAGGAAAUAUCAACAUUAGAAUCAAGUCUACCAAACGAAUUGUAUGACUUUAUUUUUCUCUAUUUAAAAUCUGUUGAUAGUAUUUAUUCAUUUUUCAAUUUAAAUGAUCGUUUUAAUCAUCUUAUUUAUCCAUUUUUAUGUGCAAUAAAUUUAUCCGAUGCCGACGAGUAUUCGUUGAACAAAUAUUACCAAACAAUUUUACCAAAAAUUCAUUAUUAUAUCAAAGCAAUUAAAGUUGAUGAUAAAAAUGUUGACUUCGUGUUUCCAUUAUCGUUAUAUUCAAAAAUAUAUCCGAAUCUUGAAUCAGUUUUUAUAACGAAAGUUGAAAAGAAUGGAAAAUAUUUAUUAUAUUUAAAAUUGUUUAAACAAUUAUUAAAUUUAAAAAUUCAUUUUGCUGUACAAGAAUAUAAUGAAACUGUAUCAAAUGAGUUUGCUAAUUAUGAUUAUUUAGAAUUGCUAUUAUCUCAUUGUUGCCCUAAUCUAGAACGUUUAGCAUUGAAUUUAUAUAGUCAUGAAUUUAUUGAUGGUGAACGUUUAGAAAAAAAGUUAUUAUUAAAACUAACAAAAUUGAAAGUAUUUCAUUUUUGUUUUCGUAUUCCAGUUCUU